Messenger RNA from Apodemus sylvaticus (European woodmouse), 2227 nucleotides. RefSeq names its product RAB37, member RAS oncogene family (gene Rab37). Bases 59 to 730 code for a protein of 223 amino acids. Gene Ontology annotation, cellular component: endosome; Golgi apparatus. Lineage: Eukaryota; Metazoa; Chordata; Mammalia; Rodentia; Muridae. The transcript has 9 exons. The record is from RefSeq and is a predicted model, not a curated record. Gene Ontology annotation, molecular function: GTP binding; GTPase activity.
GGUUCCGCGCUCUCCCUCGCUUGCCGCGAGCUGGGCUCACCUCUGACUGUCCGGGGACAUGACUGGCACACCAGGAGCAGCUACCGCUGGGGAUGGCGAGGCCCCUGAGCGCUCCCCGCCCUUCAGUCCGAACUACGAUCUUACCGGCAAGGUGAUGCUUCUUGGAGACUCGGGCGUCGGCAAAACCUGUUUCCUGAUCCAAUUCAAAGACGGGGCCUUCCUGUCCGGAACCUUCAUAGCCACCGUCGGCAUAGACUUCAGGAAUAAAGUGGUGACAGUGGAUGGUGCCAGGGUGAAGCUUCAGAUCUGGGACACCGCAGGACAGGAGCGCUUCCGCAGUGUGACCCAUGCUUAUUACCGAGAUGCUCAGGCUUUGCUCCUGUUGUAUGACAUUACCAACCAGUCUUCUUUUGACAACAUCAGGGCCUGGCUCACAGAGAUUCAUGAGUAUGCCCAGAGGGAUGUGGUGAUCAUGCUGCUAGGCAACAAGGCGGAUGUAAGCAGCGAAAGGGUGAUCCGUUCUGAGGAUGGAGAGACACUGGCCAGGGAGUAUGGAGUUCCCUUCAUGGAAACCAGUGCCAAGACUGGCAUGAACGUGGAGCUGGCCUUUCUGGCGAUUGCCAAGGAACUGAAAUACCGUGCAGGGAGGCAGCCAGAUGAGCCCAGCUUCCAGAUUCGAGACUAUGUGGAGUCCCAGAAGAAGCGCUCCAGCUGCUGCUCCUUUGUGUGACUCCCGAGGGGCUGAGAGGAGGCCCAGAGACCCUUGGGGAUGCGCUUACUCCAGCCGCCACACCAGCUAGGAGAAGCUGGGGGCUCAGUGGGCAGCCUCUGCCGGGGAGGUAGACUAGACGCUAGCUACCCUGGUUUCUUUAGCUUCCCUGCAUCAUGGGAAGGAUUAAUAUAUACUUUAUCUUAAUAUACAUAAACUAAUAACACAAAAGGUAUCAGUGUGCCCCCCCCCAAACCAAAAUAGGUAGGGAUUUGGUGGUCCUUUGCUUACUGGGACUAACUUCUAAAAGGCUGGGCCUCUCUCCUAGUAAGUGUUACUGCACCAGCAUGGCACCAGGGGGCGCCAAAGCACUGCUAGGGCGUGGGAGCUGGUUGUGACCCUAUCACCAAUCUUCUCUAAGGAGGUGAAAGAGACCCAGACUUCUCUUCCUCCAGCUCCCAGAAAGAGGGGCCUUAGUGCUGGGAGCUAGCCCAAAGCCUCAGGAAAGAUAAACAUGGAGAGUGUCGUAAGAAGAAUAGCGAUUACUAGGGUGAGUUUGCACAGCUACCUCUGGCUUUCCCGACCCUCCUUCUGGAAACCCGCACAUGCUUUUUCUCCAGCACGCACGCCCAGUGCCCAGUGUGGCACCUGAAAACAUCCUUUCCUGUUCUCUGGACCUCACCUCCCAGGGGAUGCCCCGCUCUCCCACGGAACCUCUGUCCUCAGUUUUCCACCUGGGUUCCUAGACACCAGAGGUCAGAGUCUGGAAAAAAAAUUCCCCUCCCUCCCAACCCUGAGACAAGGUGUACAGCUCCACAGCUAUUUAAGGCAGAGGUCAGAACCAGAUAAAGAACUUGUCGGCUCCUAGAAUACGUGGGAGGCAGAACUGAACAAGCCCAUAGUCCAGCUUUUCCCAUUAAACCCCCGCCUUCUGACCUCCUCCCCACUCUUUUCUUAAACUUCAGACCAAUACUAGGGCAAAAUGGUUUUAUCCCUUCCUCUUCCACUAGAUUGGGUUGACAGAGUGGGAAGUUGUCCUUUUGCGGGGUGAGCUGAUGUAAUGUGUGCAAAACAAGGUAGUGUAGGCAAGUCUGGGGUACAGAGAGGGGCAACAAGGAAGCCCUGUAAGCCCAAGGCCAUGUCUCCCCUAAAGCUCUGAUCUAACCCUUAGAAGGAAGGACACUUGGACCUGUGCAGACCCAUGACCUACAGGAAGCUGUAUACAUCUCUGUAGGUUGGGCAGAGACUGAGGCUCCGAGAAAGUAUGCAUUGCACAUUUCUGAGGUUACGGUAUGGUAUUUGCUUUCAAGGCAGAAAUCUUGCUCCCAGAGCAAAGUCAGCAUCUAAACUUGGGUUGAUAAGGAAGCUCUCUGUGAUCUCUCACAGGCAGAUCAGGGAGGAGCCUGGGCUCCCAGUUCUCCUCAGGGGCUCUGAGCAGAUUGCUGGAGCUCUAGUCACAAAGCUCUGGGCUUCUGGCAUUUGUGUUUUUCAGAAUUAAAUGCAGUAUUUUGAAAAAUA